CACGAUCUGAAGGAGACUUAGACGUUACGGGAACCGCCUCUUUUUGCUCUUGGGUAGAGUCACACCACCCAGACUGAAAACUUGGCGCUUGGCACUGAUAAGGUAGGGUAUGUGCAUUAAAGUUGGGAUUCUAGCCCAAGCCAGUGUAAGGCGGGGAAGAUGCAUAAUCAGACUAAAUACUGAUCCAACUCCCACAUUGAUGUUUCUAAGAGUGUUACGUAAGGGUGAAAUAAAGUUCAUCAUUCAUUUUUGUCAAGGGAACAUGAUUUCUCUACUACGUUUUAGUACGUCUUACACGCUAUGGAAGUCAUUGCCGUUACAUAGGAAAGACAUAAGAAAAAGUGUCGUCGACGAUUUUUGAAAUAGCUAUUUAUGAUCAUACUAUCCCCUUUUCUACCAACUGGUAGCUUUUAACAAUAAACCCAUGAAAACCCUUUUCAAUCACCUUUAUUAUGGUGUCAGGGUUAUCAUCCAGGCUCCGCUAUAUCGUC
Messenger RNA from Babjeviella inositovora NRRL Y-12698, 491 nucleotides. RefSeq lists its product as uncharacterized. The record is from RefSeq and is a predicted model, not a curated record. Bases 110 to 361 code for a protein of 83 amino acids. NCBI's taxonomy places the organism in Eukaryota, Fungi, Ascomycota, Pichiomycetes, Serinales. The transcript has a single exon.